CUCUAUGUGCGAACUGCGCAUGCGCUCGGAGUGAAGCGGAAGUAAGCAUCAUGUCGAUAGAAGACCCAUUUUUCGUCGUGAAGGGGGAGGUGCAGAAGGCCCUGUCUCGUGCUCGGAGCCUCUUUGAUAGAUGGGAGGAACUGUUGCAGGAGGGGACCCAGGUAAGCCGUGACGAGCUGGACUGGAGCGCCAAUGAACUGAGGAACUGUCUGAGGGCCAUAGACUGGGACCUGGAGGACCUCAGUGAAACCAUCAGUAUUGUGGAGUCGAACCCCGGGAAAUUCAGACUGGGUGACAAUGAACUUCAGGAGAGAAGAGACUUUGUGGAGCGAACCAGGAAAUCUGUCCAGGAUAUGAAGGAUCAGUUGUCCAGCCCUUCUGCUGUGGCUCAGGCAGAGAAGAAGAACAGAGAGGCUCUGCUGACCUCAUCAGGCCAGGACAGGUCAACGGGACUGGAGGCUCAUCUGGUGUCUGCAAACUCCAGAUACAUCCAGGAGCAACAGGAACAGCAACAGCUGAUCAUGCAGGAGCAGGAUGAGCAGCUGGAGUUGGUGUCAGGCAGCAUCAGAGUCCUCAAAGACAUGUCGGGACGCAUUGGGGAUGAGCUCGAUGAGCAGGCUGUCAUGUUGGGCGAUUUUGGAGACGAGAUGGACCAGACAUCAUCCCGGAUGGAUUCCGUCCUAAAGAAGCUGGAGAAGGUGUCCCACAUGACCAGCAGUCGGAGACAGUGGUGUGCAAUUGGCGUGCUGGUCGCCAUCAUGAUCGUGGUCCUCAUCCUCUUCUUCGCCCUCUGAUGCCAGUGACCUCCAACCUCUCGACUGCGUUCACCACCUCCUCUCUGUUAGGGCGGACAGACGGAUGGACAGAUGGACAGACACAGGAAGAAGGACAUGUCUCUUGCUCCUCUCCCUCCCGUCCCUUCCCUUCCUUCAAACAGAGGAGAAACUGGUGACCUGCAGAGAGAAGUUAGGAUACCGUCCUGCUUCUCUCUGCUUUUAAUGCUUCUAGUAGAAAAAAAAUAAUAACUUGAGCAGGGGAGUUGAACACAGGGGAGCCCCCGGCGGUGUUAAUGUCUUUCACAUUGGUGCAUUUCAGUUUUUGUUGGAAAUGAUGGUACUUAAUGGAAGGGUCGGGGCAGGAGGCUGCUGCUGUCAGGUUACAAACACAAAUCUGCAGAACGUUUCGCAAAUCAAUUAUCAAGUACAUAUGAUUUUAAAUGUAUACUUAGCAGGCAUUUUAACACUUAAGUUUCGGUUUUUUCAAAAGUACAAAAUCUUGUUUGAUGAUCUUUGAUAUCUUUUGAGUUACAGUGAACAAACUUUAUUUUGUCAGUACGUAGUUUUAAAAUGUUUUAGUUUUAAAAGUGCUGAAAGGAACGGCUGUUUUUUAUGAACCAAAUGUGACAGAGAAAAGCAAUUGUGACAUAUUCAUUUCAUUUGGCAGGAGUUAGCAGCCAGAAAAGUUUUUUUGGGGGGCACUGAUUAAUAUGAAUUCAUUAACAGUUAAACCAACAAAGAAGCAGUUUGUGUUUGACGCAGACAGGAGCAGGGUGGGAGGGAGGAGACCGGGGCGGGUUUUUCAGUGUUGCCUUAAAUAUAUUUUUAUAACCGUGAAAUGUGCAGUAUGUUUAUGUGCCUACAUGUGAGUCAGGGCGGGAAAUCACCACAGAGUACCAGUCAUCAGAUGAAUCAGGAGAAUGGGCAGUUACAGUUGCAGGUUUUCCUUCCAGUCCAACAUGACAGCAGCUGAUUUCAGUGAUGAACACAUUUCAGCCGGGAGGGAAGAGUUAGUCAUGUCUGAAAUCAGCUGCUGCAGUGUUUAUGGACAAAACAACAACAUGUAGAGUGAUAGUAUGAGUAGGCGUGAGGCUGCCCAUCCCUGAUAUGAGAUGCUGGUUUCGCUCUGCUGGACACUUUGUCAGAUUCCUGGCGCCCUGGCCAGCGGAUAAAUGUGGUUCAUUUUCCUCCCUGAUUGAGAUGCAUCUCAGUGAGGUGAAGUCAGGUCUGCAGCCAGCCGCCUUCGCGCCCCUGCAGGCUGUACAGCACACGAUUGGCUGAGGCUUUGUUACACUCACUGGGCGAUGAGAGACAACCUUGGCUCAGAGCGAAUGGGUUUGCCUGUUUUAUUGAAAAGCUUUAGCUAAUGAGAGGAGGAACAGUUGCUGGGCAGGAUGUCUCCGCACGCAGCCCAGAUUUAGGCUUACAGCUCCCUCUGCUGGAGGCUGUGGGUCAUGUUGUUUCUUUGUGUCAUGUCAGGUAACACUACCCACGCAAGGGUGUGUUGCUGCGCUGUAUAAAUAUAAACCACAAUGCUUCGAAUUAUUGUGUAAAUGGACAUAAUUCCUGUACAAAGGCUUUAUGCAGAAUCAAUUUUAUUUUCAAUCCUGUGUAAUCCAGAUUUUAUUUCACUCGCUUUUGUCACACAGUGAGAGAAAAUGAUCAAGUAUGGAGUUACAUGAAAUUUCUCCCGAGACAUUUCCACUUGUUUCCACCAAAGGAGUCAGAGGUCACAUGCCCAGGAUUUAAUGCAGGUGGGGUUCAGGGAUGUUUUCCAUCACUUCCACAGCUCUUCUAAAACUCAUUAUCUCAGUCGCUCCUGUGUGAUUUUAAUGUGCUUUUACAUAUUCAAGCCUUCAUUCCUUAAACGCUUCAGUGGGGAAAAUUAGCCGAAUACUUGGAAAAUGGCUGCAAGCGUAAAUGAAGCAGUCAUGUGGUUUCCACUCCACUCAUGAGUCACUGCAAGACCUCUGCACGCAGAACAGAGCUUUGUACAGGUAAAGCAUCUUGAAACAGAAGGAUUUCUAAUAUACACUGUGUUUUUUUGUCAAGUUAAAGAAAUAUUUCACACCGCAAAUGAUCAUUUGUAUUUAUUACUGUACUAAUUACUUUGUCUUCAGUUGAAUUGUGAAGAAAUGAAGAAUCACAGUCUUGGGAGUCCACGUUUUACAACAGAAAAACUACAUCAUAACAUCCAUUUUCAAACUCUGACACGACUUUUGCAGCGUAAUCUAAGCCUCAUGUAUCCAGUCGUAUACACAGUACUUCCCAAACACGUGCAUUUUUGCUUAGCAUUUAAACUUGAGAACUAAAAGUGUAACUUAUCCAUGCCCUCUUCAAAACCAGGCUCUGUUGACAAAAACAGUUUCAAGAUACAUAUCCAGGAUGCACUGGGAUGUAUCAUCAGUGAUGUUCCUCGGGUCAUAGGGGGCUUUGGGUCUUUCAACAUCAGACCCUCUCAUCCAGGUGACCCACCCGGGGUUGAACAAGACCCUGAUUGCAUCCCAGCAACAGUAGUCCAAGUAACCGAGUAAUUUUACCUUGCUGGAACGGGAGAGUUUGUAAACAGAUGUUUUGCUGUUGUUUAAUGUGGCUCUUGGGUUCUUUGUUCACCAGAUGCAUACAAGAAGAACAAAGUUUUCUUCAUGGGUUCAACAUAACAUGGAGUGUGUCAUAACUUCUAUACAAAUGAUCAUUUGGGGGUUGAGGCACGUGCUUUUCUGUUUGGAUUUGACUGCAUCUACUUUUGCUGCAUUAUACUGUAACAUCAGAUCUGUAUGGGAGAGUACUGUAGUGAUUCUUAGAGACUGUUCUUUAUUUAUCAGAGGUGGCUGGAGUGUGACAACUUCUGCUUUUUUUCUGUUUUGCUUAAACUUUGACUCUUCCUGAAGCUACAAAUAUUUUUCCUUGAGCUGGAGUUUAAGAAAAAUGCUUGUAUUUCGUCUCAGAAACGGUUUAUUUUCUGCCAAAUUUGACAUGAGACACGUAGGUUAAAGUGAUUUUGAUGAAAUAUCACUAUUUUAAAAUCAGAAUUGGUUACGUUUUUUUUUUUUUUUUCCUGAAAGAAGCUUUUGUCGCACAUGAUGUGUAAAAGGACCAUCAGAAAGUCAGAAAUCCAAUGACAAUUUUUGUUUUUACAGUUUCAGGCCGUGGUAAGUGAUGAAAAUUUGGUGAUUUCCGUGAAAGUUAACAUGCCUUUGAAACAGAGGUUGAUUGUCUUCACGUUUUCUUUCGACUUUCAAAGAAAACAUGCCUUCAGGUUUGGAAGGCAUGUUUCCUUUUAAAAAAAGUGGCUCCCCAGUGCUUAAAGAAUGAUCUGACAUGCCUUGCACCACGCCUCCCCCCUCAUAAAUAACGAACAGUCUCUUUUGUUUUUUUUGUUGUUGUUUUGUUUAAAUGUUUCCAGACCUGGGUCUAAAGAAAAACUAAUUUGAGGCUUUCUAGUCUUUGUUUUCCCCAAAAUGGAACUGCGCACACAUCUGCUGAUUUAACUGCAUCAAGACAUUGACAGUUGUUACAAAACUGUAAUCUAAUUUAAAAAGCCACUUUGUGAUAGCACACAAAUUACGUUAGUCACUGUUAUUAAGCAAAUUUCAAACUCUUUCCAGGCCUUGUGUAACCGCCAGAUCAACCUGUAAACGAGCUCUGAUGCAGCAUGUUAAAAUUAAUAUGGUUGCAUGCAUUAAAAGCACACAUAAUAUUAGUUUGCGUACACAGAUUUCUGAAGGUAUCAACACUUUUUGGUACAUUAUUCAAAACAUAUGACUCAUCCUCCCCUGCCUUUUUCUUUAUCUUGACUUGCGACUUUCCAAAAAAAAAGGGUCGAAGCCUUAAAAUAAUUUUUGUGUUGGUUGUUGACUUUUUUUGUUAUUAAACAAACCUUGUUGGAAGUUUGAUUUGGGGAACGAACCUCUGGCUUAAACAGUGCUGAUGAAGCUGAACAUCUUUUUUGGUUGAGAAGUUUGUCUUUUGAAGGCAACUAAAAUUGAUCAUAACAGUCUGUUUUGUUGGUGAAACAGUGAAGAGGUGGAUUUUUGGAGGAUUUGAAUGUACAAAAGUUCACAUAGUACUGACCGCCAUCAUGCCCUUUCCUGUCAAACAGCCCAUGUGUCUGCAGAUUUAACGCCUCCACUUAAAAAAAGGCUAACUGUGGCUUAACAUUACUUCUCAAUCACUGCUCUGCUAUAGUAGAUUUUUUAAGUACUGACUUUCACACACACUACAUGAAGAAUAAAUGUUUCGUGGCAGCUGUCGCCGCUUUGACAACUGAACCGAAUAUGAUUGUUUUCUUACUGGCAUCCGGAGAUUUCUGAAAUUGCUCAGUAGGGUUUUAAGUUUCAUUAAACUUGUCCAACAUGAAGCGACUAAACUGCGGUGGUGGUUUCUUAAUCAUGAGUGUUCCUCCCAUUAUUUAAAUUUAAAGACUUGUUUAAGAGGUUUUUAAACAUUAAUAAAUCUAUGUUUAGACUUG
Messenger RNA from Epinephelus fuscoguttatus (brown-marbled grouper), 5247 nucleotides. RefSeq names its product syntaxin-10 (gene stx10). Gene Ontology annotation, cellular component: membrane. Bases 51 to 794 code for a protein of 247 amino acids. The record is from RefSeq and is a predicted model, not a curated record. The transcript has 9 exons. Gene Ontology annotation, biological process: Golgi vesicle transport. NCBI's taxonomy places the organism in Eukaryota, Metazoa, Chordata, Actinopteri, Perciformes, Serranidae.